Pezoporus flaviventris is the source of this 3329-nucleotide messenger RNA. RefSeq names its product zinc finger protein 850-like. The record is from RefSeq and is a predicted model, not a curated record. NCBI's taxonomy places the organism in Eukaryota, Metazoa, Chordata, Aves, Psittaciformes, Psittacidae.
CGGGCCUGGCCGGGCCGCAGGGAGCGGGGCCUGACCCGGUAGGGCUUGGCCCGGAAGCCCGCCCCCCGCGGCCGCGUGAGCCUCCCUGGCAGGGGCGUGCUGCGGGGCCCGGUGCUUUCCGCUGCACGCCCCUUGGAGCCGGGGUCCCUGCUCGUCGCGGAGCCGCUAGCUCCCGAGCCGCGCCGCUGGUAGCGGUCGGUGAAAGCCCAGCUGGCCUGACCCUCUUCGUUUCUUUCCCCGGAGCGGCGCCGGAGAUGCUCAUCCACAUGGAUCAGAAGGAGGAACUGCGGUUGUCCCGCUCCUGCGAAGGGAAGAGUGCUCUGAGCGGCACCUCAGCUGAAGAUGGGAUUGUGAGCACGAAUGAAGACAAUGCCCAUCAAGGCAUACCCAGGCUAGUGGAGGCCAAGGGUUUCUGCUCAAGACUCUCCGAGGAGAACAGUUCCCAGGGUCGUGCACAGGACCCUGUUCUCCCACGCAGGUCAGAAAGGAUUCAGAGAUCCAAGGGCUUCCAGGUGAGCUCCAACUUCAUCCAGCAUCGGCGAAUCCACACUGGAGAAAAACCCUUCACCUGCACCGAAUGUGGGAAGAGUUUCCAUCACCGAUCACAUUUUAUUCACCACCAGAGCAUCCACACAGGGGUGUGGCCCUACAAGUGCUCUGAGUGCGGGAAGAGCUUCAGCGUGAGCUCGAAGCUGAACCAGCACCUGGUGACCCACACCGGGGAGAAGCCCUACAAGUGUGCCGAGUGUGGGAAUAGCUUCUCCAAGAACUCACAGCUUAUCCUGCACCAGCGGGUCCACACUGGGGAGAAACCCUACGAGUGCAGCACCUGCGGGAAGAGCUUCAGUGUGAGCUCGAGGCUGAUCCAGCACCAGUUAACCCACACUGGGGAGAAGCCCUACAAGUGUGCUGAGUGCGGGAAGAGCUUCUCCAAGAACUCGCAGCUUGUCCUGCACCAGCGGGUGCACACUGGGGAGAAACCCUACGAAUGCAAGACCUGCAGGAGGAGCUUCAGCAUGAGCUCGAAUCUGAUCCGGCACCAGUCAACCCACGCCAGGGAGAAGCCCUACAAGUGUGCCGAGUGCGGGAAGAGCUUCUCCGACAGCUCGCAGCUCCUCCAGCACCAGCGGGUGCACACUGAAGAGAAACCCUAUGAGUGUAUGGAGUGUGGGAAGAGCUUCAGUGUGAGCUCAUCCAUGACACGACACCAGCGGAUGCACACCGGGGAGAAACCCUACAAGUGCAGCACCUGUGGGAAGAGCUUCAGUGUGAGCUCAGCCCUGACACAACACCAGUGGGUCCACACCAGGGAAAAGCCCUUCAAGUGUGCUGAGUGCGGGAUGAGCUUCAGCGUGACCUCAGCCCUUACACGACACCAGCGGGUGCACACUGGGGAGAAACCCUACGAGUGCACGAACUGCGGGAAGAGUUUCAGUGUGAGCUCAUCCCUGACACGACAUCAGCGAGUCCACACCGGGGAGAAGCCGUACAGAUGUGCCGAGUGUGGGAAGAGCUUCUCUUACAAGUCAAAGCUCGUCCAGCACCAGUGGGUGCACACUGCGAAGGAACCCUACGAGUGCAGGAGCUGUGGGAAGAGCUUCAACUUGAGCUCAGCCCUGACACGACACCAACAAGUCCACACCAGGGAGAAACCCUACGAGUGUAUGGAUUGUGGGAAGAGCUUUGACCGGAGCUACGCGCUCAUUAAACACCUGCUGAUCCACACCGGGGAGAGGCCCUACAUCUGCACCUACUGUGGGGAAAGCUUUCGGCAGAGUCCCCACCUCAUCCGGCACCAGCGCAUCCACACCGGGGAGCGUCCCUACGUCUGUGCUGAGUGUGGGAAGGGCUUCAGAGUGAGCUCCAACUUCAUCCAGCAUCGGCGAAUCCACACUGGAGAAAAACCCUUCACCUGCACCAAAUGUGGGAACGUUUCAAGCACUGAUCACAUUCACCACCAGAGCAUCCACACAUGGGAGUGGCCCUACAAGUGCUCUGAGUGCAGAAAGAGCUUCAGUGUGAGCUUGAAGCUGAACCAGCACCAGGUAAUCCACAUGAGGGAGAAGCCUUACAAGUGUGGCACGUGCGGGAAGAGCUUCUGCGUGAGCUCGCAGCUUGUCCAGCACCAGCAGGUGCACAACGGGGAGAAAUUAUACCAGUGCAGGACCUGCGGGAAGAGCUUCAGUGUGAGCGAAGCCCUGACACGAUACCACUGUGUGCAAACUGGGGAUAAGCCCUACAAGUGUGCCAAGUGCGGGAUGAGCUUCAGCAUGAGCUCAGCCAUGUCUCGACACCAGCGGUUGCACACCAGGGAGAAACCCUACAAGUGCAGGACCUGCGGGAAGAGCUUCAGCGUGAGUGCAGCCCUGACACGACACCAGCGGAUGCACACUGGGGAGAAGCCCUACAAGUCUUCUGAGUGUGAGAAGAGAUUCACCAGGAACUCACAUCUUGUCCUGCACCAAUGGAUGCACACUGGGGAGAAACGCUACGAGUGUAUGGAGUGUGGGCAGGGCUUCAGGGAGAGCUCGAAGCUGAUCCAGCACCAGGUAAUCCACACUUGGGAGAAGCCCUACAAGUGUGCCAACUGCGGGAAGAGCUUCUACGGGAGCUCGCAGCUUGUCUGGAACCAGCGUGUGCACACCGCUGAGAAACCCUACGAGUGCAGGACCUGCAGGAAGAGCUUCAGCAUGAACUCAGCCCUGACACAACACCAACGGGUCCACACUGGGGUGAAACCCUACGAGUGCAGGACCUGCAGGAAGAGCUUCAGCAUGAACUCAGCCCUGACACAACACCAACGGGUCCACACUGGGGUGAAACCCUACAAGUGCAGGACCUGCGGGAAGCGCUUCAGUGUGAACUCAUCCCUAAUACUACACCAGCGGGUCCACACCGGGGAGAAACCCUAGAAGUGCAGGACCUGCGGGAAGAACUUCAGCGUGAGCUCAGGCUUGAAACAACACCAGUGGGUCCACACCCGUGAGAGGCCUUACAAGUGUGCUGAGUGCAGGAUGAGCUUCUCUGUUAACUCAAAGCUCGCCCGGCAUCAGCGGAUGCACAUUGGGGAGAAACCCUACGAGUGUACAGAUUGUGGGAAAAGCUUCAUCUGCAGCCCUACGCUCAAGAAACACCAACGUUUCUACACCGGAGAGAGGCCCUACAUCUGCACCUGCUGUGGGAACAGCUUUCAGCAGAAUUCCCACCUCAUCCGGCACCAGGGCAUCCAAAGACAGGGUCCCUACGUCUCUGCCGACUAUGGGAAGGGCUUCAGUGUGAGCUCGGCACUCUACCAGCACCAGCAGACCUACAGGGGUGGGGAGCCCUAG